AUGGCGGCCACCGGCUCUACUCCCUCGUCAAAGACUACUCAACAUGCAGGCUUCCCUUUCAACAGAACGGACGCGGACGUUGUGCUCCGUUCAUCGGACGGCGUUGAUUUCCAUGUUCACCGCGCCAUCCUCACAGUCGCCUCACCGUUCUUCGAGACCAUGUUCCGUUUGCCUCAGCCCGCAAGCAGUCCACCGGAAGCGAUCGACGUAACGGAAAACAACAAGACAUUAGACGUACUCCUCCGGAUUUGUUAUCCCGUCCCCGAUCCCUACAUCAGCUCCUUCGAACUCGCAUGCUCUACGCUCGAGGCCGCACUGAAGUACGACAUGAAUGCGGGCGUCGAUUACGUUAAAAACCGCGUGUUGCCGAUGUUCAUUAAGAAAAUGCCCCUCCGUGUCUUCGCCAUUGCCUGCAAGCAUAGUUUUGAAACGUUGGCACGACAGGCAUCGAAGGAGGUCCUCGCGCAGCACGCUGUGCCGGAUCUGUACGUUCCUGAGCUGGAGACGAUCUCUGCGGGCUGCUACCGCAGGCUGGUACAGAGUCAGCAGGGGCGCGCGGUAUGGUACGUUUUAGGCGGCCAUCAAGGUACGCAACAGGGAUUUCGGUCGGAUUCAUCCCACUACCGCGAUGCCUCGUUUCCCUUCAAUGAUACACACGCCGACAUCGAUAUUGUCACGUCAGACGGAGUACGCUUCAGAGCUCUGGGCGCAAUCAUGAAGUUAGCCUCUCCUGUCUGGCGGACGAUGCUAUCGGAAGCUGCAGAACGAAAGAAUGAAGCCCAUGGCUCACUCAUCCUGCCCGUUCCAGAAGAUAGCAAGACGAUCGAUGUGCUUCUACGUUGCUGCUAUCCUCUGGAGACUCCAACAUUGAACGACGCACAGUCACUUGCACCAGUGCUCGCAGCUGCCAAGAGAUACGAGAUGGGCAAAGCCAUCUCUUUUCUCUCUCGUCGAUUCACGGAUUUAACUCCGUCGGACGCGCUGACAUCAUACUUGAUUGCAUCGUCCCAUGAAUGGACGGAGCUAGCUAAGGAUGCCGCUGGGUUACUUCGAACGCGAAGUCGAAAGGAGCUACUUGCAACAUACGUUAUAUGUAUGGAGUCUACGAUGGCAGGUCCCUACUAUCGUCUCCUACAGUAUCAUAAGAAAUGCGGAGAGACUGCCGCCGAACUUUUUACGCCGGAAGUUGCAGUACCCUCCGUGCGGAUAUCCCUGACUACUGUCUCAUGUUCGCAGUGCGGCCGUUGGCGGCUGGAUUCCAACCCAACGUGGCUGACGUCUGUCGCUAUUGCCCACAAGGCAAUGCUCGAAGAAAUAAUACGAGACUUGGAGAAGUGCAGUCAAUGUCUCCGCCACAUUGGGAAAAUCUUAGACUUUUUCUCGGUCUUUGAGCGGGCAGUGGAUGAGGCUGUUGCGAAGGUCGACACGAAAAUGUUAUUCGUGAAGCCUACGUGAUACGCGCUGUUGUACAAACUGCGCUAUGGUUCGUAGGCGGUGCUUGUUGAAGUUGCAGGCCACCUUUUUUUCUUUAACAGUGCCGCGUGUUCGUGCAUCGCAUUCAUGCUUCUGAGAGCCGCUCUAGCAAGUUAACUCCUUGCAAGGAUGCACGAUAAUAUCCGAUAUGGAAUCAUACUGUACGUUCUUGGUUCUUAUGUGGCAGAGCCUCCACAUGACAUAUGCAGAAAGGUAGUAUUCUGAAGAACAUCAUAGUACCGUAGGGUAUCAUAUUUAGGAUGUCCGUGUUCCCGACUCAAGAGACGCAAUCACAAUUCGCAAGCCAUGUCU
Messenger RNA from Laetiporus sulphureus 93-53, 1785 nucleotides. RefSeq lists its product as uncharacterized. The record is from RefSeq and is a predicted model, not a curated record. Lineage: Eukaryota; Fungi; Basidiomycota; Agaricomycetes; Polyporales; Laetiporaceae. The transcript is spliced from 3 exons. Gene Ontology annotation, molecular function: protein binding. The coding region runs from base 1 to 1455 and encodes 484 amino acids.